Molecule: messenger RNA, 1008 nt
Organism: Salmo salar (Atlantic salmon)
Lineage: Eukaryota; Metazoa; Chordata; Actinopteri; Salmoniformes; Salmonidae
Source: RefSeq, a predicted model, not a curated record
AUGGUGACUGACUGUUUCCCAGUUGAUGAGUACAGUAGGAGGUACUAUCUCCAGAUCACGUAUGGGAUAAUCUUUGUAUUGGGGCUUGUGGGAAACAUCACCUCAAUCAUCAUCUACGUGGUCAGGCUGCGGCCAUGGAAGAGCAGCAGCAUCAUCAUGGUGAACCUUGCCUUGGCAGACCUCCUGUACAUUCUGAGUCCUUCCUGGUCCACUACUACAUCCAGGACGACUGGAUCAUGGGCGACGUCAUGUGUCCCAUUUUCUGCUUUAGCUCUUACUUCAACCUGUACUUUAACCUUACAUUACUGUAAACUGCACAGCAUUGUGGAAUUGUCAACUUGGAACAUUUUUGUCGGCUUAAGCUCCUACUUCAACCUGUACGGCAGCAUCCUCUUCCUCACCUGCCUGAGUGAGUUCCACUAUGUGGUCGUGGUCCACCCGCUGAGGGCAGCCCAGUGUCUGGAUUUUUCUAGUAAUGAUCCAGGAGAGGUGUGGGUCUAUGCCUGGCUACUCACAGUCCUGAGCUACCUACUCCCCCUAGUGGGUCUAUGCCUGGCUACUCACAGUCCUGAGCUACCUACUCCCCCUAAAUACGUGUAUGUGUAUGUGAGCCGGGUGCGUGCCCGCAGGCUGGCUGUGCUGAUCCUGGUUGUGUUUUUAAUGUGCUUCAUCCUCUUCUACAUCCUCCGUGCCCUGCGGAUGUAUACCCGGAUGGAAGCCAAAACACUGGUGCCCUGUAUACUGCUGAGGGGGGUCAAUUAAGCAUUAAGGCCAGAAGGGGUGUGAUAUAUGGCUAAUAUACCACGACUAAGGGCUAUUCUUACGCACAACGCAACGUGGAGUGCCUGGACACAGCCCUUAGCCAUGGUAUAUUGGCCAUAUAUCACAAACAUCCGAGGUGCCUUAUUGCUAUCAUAAACUGUUUACCAAUGUAAUUAGAGCAGUAAAAUAUAUAUAUGUUAUUUUCAUAUCCGUGGUAUAUGGCUUUCAGCCAAUCAACAUUCAGGG